Molecule: messenger RNA, 4061 nt
Organism: Myotis davidii
Lineage: Eukaryota; Metazoa; Chordata; Mammalia; Chiroptera; Vespertilionidae
Gene: STAG3
Product: stromal antigen 3
Exons: 33
Coding region: 1-3675 (1224 amino acids)
Biological process (GO): sister chromatid cohesion
Cellular component (GO): cohesin complex; nucleus; chromatin
Molecular function (GO): chromatin binding
Source: RefSeq, a predicted model, not a curated record
AUGUCCUCCCCACUGCAGCGAGCCAUGCGAGGUGGACAGAGGAGCCUGUCUGCCUCCAGUUUGUAUGUCAAUGUGCCCUGGGAUGACAGGGACUCGGACCAGACUUCAGAGGGGGAUAGUGAUUCUUUGUCAGCUGAUGAAGGCAGUGACUUUGAAGACAGCAUGAGACGCAAUAUGAAGAAGAGAGCAGCAAAACGACCACUCAAAACAACCCCUGUGGCAAAACAUCCUAAGAAGGGGUCUCAAAUGAUACGUGGUCAUAGCCAGAAAGAAUCAGAGCCACCACCCAGUGAUCUCUUUGAUGCUGUGAAAGGUGCCAAAAGUGACAUGCAGUCUUUGGUGGAUGAGUGGCUGGAGAGCUACAAGCAAAACCAGGAUUCAGGAUUCCUGGAUCUCAUUAACUUUUUUAUCCGAUCUUGUGGCUGUAAAGGCACUGUGACCCUUGAGAUGUUCAAGAAGAUGUCCAACUCGGAGAUCAUCCGGCACCUAACAGAACAGUUUAAUGAGGACUCAGGAGACUAUCCUCUGACAGCUCCAGGACCGUCCUGGAAGAAGUUCCAGGGUAGUUUCUGUGAAUUUGUGAGAACAUUGGUCUAUCAGUGCCAAUAUAGCCUGCUUUAUGAUGGCUUCCCUAUGGAUAACCUCAUCUCCCUGCUCACUGGCCUGUCAGACUCCCAAGUCCGCGCCUUUCGUCACACUAGUACCCUAGCUGCCAUGAAGCUAAUGACCUCUCUGGUAAGAGUAGCCCUCCAACUGAGUUUGCACAAAGACAAUAGUCAGCGUCAGUAUGAGGCUGAACGAAAUAAGAGUCCAGCACAGAGAGCACCUGAGCGGCUGGAGAGCCUGUGGGAGAAACGCAAAGAGCUCCAAGAGCACCAAGAGGAGAUUGAAGGGAUGAUGAAUGCCCUCUUCAGAGGUGUCUUUGUACAUCGGUACAGGGAUGUCCUUCCUGAGAUUCGUGCUAUCUGUAUCGAGGAGCUCGGGUCUUGGAUGCAAAGCUACAGUAGCUCUUUCCUCACUGAUAGCUAUUUAAAAUAUAUUGGCUGGACCCUGCAUGAUAAGCAUCGAGAGGUUCGUCUGAAAUGCCUGAAGGCUCUGAAAGAGUUGUACAGCAACCGGGACUUGACUUCACGCCUAGAGCUCUUCACCAGCCGCUUCAAGGACCGAAUGGUAUCCAUGGUCAUGGACCGAGAGUACGAUGUGGCAGUGGAGGCUGUCAGAUUGCUAAUACUUAUCCUUAAGAACAUGGAAGGGGUGCUGACAGAUGCAGACUGUGAGAGCAUCUACCCUGUUGUGUACGCCUCUAACCGAGCCCUGGCCUGUGCUGCGGGGGAGUUUCUGUAUUGGAAGCUCUUCUACCCUGAAUAUGAGACAAGAACAGUGAGUGGGAGAGAGCGGCGCCGAAGUCCACACGCCCAGAGGACCUUCUUCCACCUCCUGCUGUCCUUCUUUGUGGAGAGUGAGCUCCAUGACCAUGCUGCUUACUUAGUAGACAGCCUGUGGGACUGUGCAGGGUCUCAGCUGAAGGACUGGGAGAGUCUGACAAGCUUGCUGCUGGAGAAGAACCAGAAUCUGGGCGAUGUGCAGGAGAGCACGCUGAUAGAAAUCCUUGUGUCCAGUGUUCGACAAGCUUCAGAGGGUCACCCGCCUGUGGGACGGGUCACUGGGAGGAAGGGCUUAACCCCUAAAGAACGUAAGAUUCAAGCGGAUGACAAGGUGAAGCUGACUGAGCACCUCAUUCCCCUGUUACCUCAGCUCCUGGCCAAGUUCUCAGCUGAUGCAGAGAAGGUUGCUCCCCUGCUCCAGCUUCUUAACUACUUUGACGUCAACAUCUAUUGCACCAGGCGCUUAGAGAAGCACCUGGAGCUGUUUUUACAGCAACUUCAGGAGGUCGUGGUGAAGCACGCAGACCCAGCAGUGCUUGAGGCUGGAGCUCAUGCCCUCUAUCUGCUCUGUAAUCCUGAGUUCACAUUCUUUGGCCGAGUGGACUUUGCCCGCAGCCAACUAGUGGAUCUACUCACUGACCGUUUCCAGCAAGAACUUGAAGAGCUGCUGCAGUCGUCCUUCCUAGAUGAGGAUGAGGUGUACAGUCUGGCAGCCACUAUGAAGCGCCUCUCUGCCUUCUACAAUGCUCAUGACCUAACUCGAUGGGAGCUCUAUGAGCCAUGCUACCGACUCCUCCGGAAGGCUGUGGACACAGGAGCAGUUCCUCGCCAGGUGAUCCUGCCAGCCUUGACUCUUGUCUAUUUUUCCAUUCUCUGGACACUAACCCACCUUUCUGGAUCAGGUGCUUCCCAGAAACAGCUAUUGACUUUGAAGGGCAGGAUGGUAGCCUUCUGUGAACUCUGCCAGAGCUGCCUCUCAGAUGUGGAUCCUGAGAUCCAGGAACAGGCUUUUGUCUUAUUAAGUGAUAUACUCAUCAUCUUCAGCCCUCAGAUGAUUGUGGGGGGACGCGAUUUCCUUAGGCCCCUUGUCUUUCUUCCUGAAGCCACUCUCCAGUCUGAGCUAGCCAGCUUCCUCAUGGACCACGUCUUCAUCCAGCCUGGAGAAAUGGUCAAGGGUCAUUCCCAGGAGGAUCAUUUACAGAUAGAGCAACUGCAUCAGCGGCGCCGCCUCCUGGCUGGGUUCUGCAAGCUGUUGCUUUUUGGGGUGUUGGAAAUGGAUGCAGCCUCAGAUGUUUUCAAACACUAUAACAAGUUUUACAGUGACUAUGGUGACAUUAUCAAGGAAACAUUAACUAGAGCAAGGCAGAUGGACCGAAGUCAUUGUUCCCGAAUCCUGCUGCUGAGCCUGAAGCAGUUGUACACAGAACUGCUGCAGGAGCAUGGGCCCCAGGGCCUGAAUGAGCUUCCAGCCUUCAUUGAGAUGAGGGACCUAGCACGGAGGUUUGCCUUGAGCUUUGGACCCCAGCAGCUACAGAACCGUGACCUUGUGGUCAUGCUACACAAGGAAGGCAUCAAGUUUUCCUUGUCUGAGCUUCCUCCAGCUGGCUCCUCCGGUCAGCCUCCAAAUCUGGCAAGGCUCCUUUCAGAGUUUUCCCCCCGACUUGUUCAUCAGGACAAGCAGCUACUACUGUCCUACCUGGAAAAGUGUCUGCAGCGUGUCUCCCAGGCACCCAGCCACCACUGGGGUUCAGUCACCACUUACUGCCACUCCCUCAGCCCUGUAGAGAACACAACAGAGGGCAGCCCUCAGGGCUACCCCCACUCCAAGAAGAGGCGCAUUGAAGGCUCCUCCAGGCAGCACAGAGAGGACAUCUCUUCCUCCCAGGAGGAAAGCCUACAGCUGAACAGCAUCCCACCCACACCCACCCUCACCUCCACAGCUGUGAAGAAUAGGCAGCCCUUGGAGGGGCUGGAGGAGAUGGAAGAAGAAGGCAGCUCAGAAUCAGAGUUUACCCAACGCCAACUCCUUUCAGGCACCCAGAGGUCAAGGUUCUUGAGUCCACGGCAUUCCCAGGCUCCAUUCAACCCUUCAGGUCCUGGUCUGGGUAACCAACUGACUCGACUCAGCCUUAUGGAAGAGGACGAAGACAGAGGAGAGGUAGAAACUCAGUAUGAGUCAGGUGAAGAAUGGCAAGAUCUAGACAAGGUGAGUGGACCCAGCCACUCUUCCCCCCAUGAGCCUGGGCUGGACCUCUUAGAUUCUACAGAGCUGAACAUUGAGGAUUUCUGACAUGACUCUGCGCCCCUCUCCAUCUCCACCCGACACCUCAACAAUGUAACCACUUGGAAAAGGCAAACAGGAAAAGGAAGCAAAAGGAAUCAUUACUUCCAGGCCCUGCCCCUGGUCUCUGAGGGAAAGAAGAGAUGGGCUUUGCCUUUCUAACCUAUGCUUUCCCUGAUGUUGUUGUCAUAGAGAAGCCUUAAGUCCCAUCCUUCCUAAUGCGCCAUGGCUCUGUCCCUCUAUGUUUGAGCAGAGUGCCUAUUCCCUACUGUGUUUAGAGGGGUGGGGGCUUCACCUCAGUGAAGGUAUUUGAGUUGAAUGGAGAGAGCCUAACAGUUUUCCUAUAUUUUUGGAACAUCUUUCCCAGCCUCUUUUGUGCCUGAUUAUUAGCUCAA